AUGUUACAUUAUUUCUUGCUCGCGGUCUCGGUUUUUGCCGUCUUUAUUUCCGCCCACAUCCACCCUCCAACCCGCACUCACUUGCAAUACAUUACCGCAGUAAAUCGGACGCAACCCAUCAAACUGCUGGCCUCACCUGCUUGUGGAGCCCUCACUUCAUCGCAUUUCACUGAAGUCAACACCGGUGUAAAGUUGAAUGCGACCAAAACCAUCGUUGCUUUUGGGGACUCCUGGACAUCAAAUGGUUCCAACGGAACGAUUCCGUUUGCACCGAUGGUAUUUCCCCCCAAUCCUUCUGCUGGUGCUCGAUUCGGAAAUAAUUUCCGCGCUCGGGCAAGCAAUAGCUACGUUUGGGUGGAAAACCUGGCAAAUACACUGGGAGCAAAACUCAUUGACUACGCUGUUGGCGGCGCUGUCGUCGACCUCUCAGCCUGGAACUCGACGAACAAGGGCGUGACUUUCACCUCGGACAACCUGCUACGUGUGGAUUUCAUUGAACAAACGAAUUUGUUCCUCCAGCAAGGUCGUUUUCUAAGUAACCUCGAUCCUGAUACGACUCUAUACACUAUCCAUUUUGUCUCCAGUGACUUCAACCAAUUCUCGAUUGCAGAUGGCGAUUGGAAUAUUGCUGCCAACACAUUCUUGCGGCAAAUCGGGAUCCUACAGCAAAACGGAGCAAGAAACUUCCUUGUUCACUGGCUAUAUACUUCGAACAACGUUACAAAUGCAUUCCAGGACGUCGUUCAUCAUGGCCUCAAGGCCGCUCAUGCAGAGAACGGCACCAACUUCGUUACUGUGAAUUUUAACAAGCUCUAUAGCGCCAUUCUCAAUGAACCAGAAGUUUGGGGAUACAACAACAACACCUGGUGUGCCCCGUUAAACUUCCCCUUGAAAAAUACGAGAAUUAACCUCGUUUGUAGUCUUGUCAGCCAAAACUUCACGACCUUCGGGUGUGAUGACCCCGAUCACAGCAUCUUCUACAUUCCGAACCAUCCCUCGGGAACAACGCAUGAAAUUAUGAGCCAGUACACAAUACUCACUGCAGAAACAUGUAUCUAG
Molecule: messenger RNA, 1059 nt
Organism: Mycena indigotica
Lineage: Eukaryota; Fungi; Basidiomycota; Agaricomycetes; Agaricales; Mycenaceae
Product: Carbohydrate esterase family 16 protein
Exons: 8
Coding region: 1-1059 (352 amino acids)
Source: RefSeq, a predicted model, not a curated record